AUGGUGGAACUCACGGAGGACGAGAAAAGUCCGGCGCAUUCUCGUUGCAAUCUGAAUUAUAGAAACGUUUACGUGAUUCCCGUGUUCUUUCACAAUUUAUCGGGUUACGACGCGCACUUCGUCGUCGAGAAAAUCGCGAACGAUUUCGAGGGCGGGGUCGAUCUGCUGCCACUCACGAAGGAAAGCUACAUAUCUUUCUCGAAGACCGUUAAGGAGACGCAGACGGACGGAAAACGGGAUUUGUACGUGAAGCUUCGAUUCGUGGACUCGUAUAAAUUUUUAGCGGCGAGUAUCGAAACCCUGGCGUGCUAUCUGAACAGGGACAAGCUGAGAAUCACGCGUUCGAAGUACGCGGAUUUGAGCGCGGAGGAUCUCGAUCUGCUCACUCGCAAGGGUGUGUUUCCGUACGAGUACGUCGACGGCGCGGAUAAACUGCGGGAUACCGAGCUUCCGCCGCGCGAGGCCUUUUACAGCUCCCUGACCGACGAGACCGCGAGCGAGAGCGACUACGAGCACGCGACGAGGGUUUGGCGACGUUUUCGCGUGCGAGAUCUCGGCGAGUACAGCGAUCUGUAUCUCAAGACCGACGUGCUUCUUCUGGCGGAUAUAUUUGAAAAUUUUCGGGACGCGUGUUCGGCGAGUUACGGGCUCGAUCCCGCGCAUUACUACACGUUGCCGGGGUACACGUGGGACGCCAUGCUGAGGUACACCGGCGUGCGUUUCGAGCUGCUCACCGACAUCGACAUGGUGCUGUUCGUGGAACGCGGAAUACGCGGCGGCCUCAGUCAAUGUUCGCUCAGGUACGCGCGAGCCAACAACAGACACGUACCGACGCACGACUCGUCCCAGCCCACUACGUAUCUCAUGUAUUACGACGUGAACAAUCUGUACGGCUGGGCUAUGAGCGAAUCGUUGCCCUACGCGAAUUUCCAGUGGCUCGACGAUCCUGAGAAUUUCGACGCGACGACCGUGCCGACGGACAGCGACGUCGGUUACAUUUUGGAGGUGGAUCUCGAGUACCCGCGAGACCUGCACGACGCCCACGCGGAUCUGCCGUUGUGCCCGACGCGCGACAAACCGCCCGGCAAGCGACAGGAAAAAUUGCUCGCCACUCUCUACGACAAAUCGCGUUACGUGACGCACUAUCGAAACCUGCAGCAAUGUCUGCGACUAGGUAUGCGUUUGACGCGCGUUCGUCGCGUUCUACGAUUCGACCAGUCGCCGUGGCUUCGCGCCUACAUCGAGCUGAACACCGCGCUUAGGACGCGCGCGAGCAACGAUUUCGAACGGAAUUUGUACAAACUGAUGAACAACGCCGUCUUCGGCAAGACUAUGGAGAACGUGCGCGAUCACGUGGACGUGCGUCUCGUGACGCGAUGGGACGGGAGAUACGAGGCGGAGGCGUUGAUCGCUAAGCCGAACUUUCACAGCAGGAGCGUCUUUUCGGAGAAUCUGGUGGCGAUCGAGCUGCGAAGGCUCGAGGUAAAAUUCAACAAGCCGAUCUACGUGGGUAUGUCUAUUCUCGAGAUAUCCAAGACGCGUCUGUACGAGUUUCACUACGACUACAUGGUGCCGCUUUAUCGCGACCGUUGUCGAAUUGCCUACACGGAUACGGACAGUCUGAUCUAUUCGCUGGAGUGCGAAGACGUGUACGAGCGUAUGAAACGCGACGUGCACAGGUUCGACACGAGCGAUUACGCGGAGAACAACGCGCACGGUAUGCCGCGCGUUAACAGGAAGGUGCCAGGUUUGAUGAAGGACGAGAACAACGGCGCGAUCAUGACGGAGUUCGUGGGCCUCAGAGCGAAGAUGUACACUUACAAGGUACUCGGACGCGACGACACCAGAAGAAUAAAGGGCGUCAAGAGAAACGUAGUCGCGAAGAGGAUCACGUUCGAGGAUUACGUGGAGUGUCUACGGAACGCGCGCGAGCUGAAGACGCGUCAGUCGUGCAUACGUUCGACGCUGCACGAGGUUAACACCGUGUCGGAGCAAAAACUAGCCCUCAGUCCGCACGACGACAAGCGAUACGUGACGUCGAACGGCGAGGAGACGCUUCCGUGGGGACAUUACAAAAUACCGUUGUAA
Messenger RNA from Temnothorax curvispinosus, 2088 nucleotides. RefSeq lists its product as uncharacterized. Gene Ontology annotation, molecular function: nucleotide binding; DNA-directed DNA polymerase activity; DNA binding. The record is from RefSeq and is a predicted model, not a curated record. Gene Ontology annotation, biological process: DNA replication. NCBI's taxonomy places the organism in Eukaryota, Metazoa, Arthropoda, Insecta, Hymenoptera, Formicidae. The coding region runs from base 1 to 2088 and encodes 695 amino acids. The transcript is spliced from 2 exons.